GUUUUCGUGAGCGGAGACUGCACCGUGGGCGUCCAGCAAAAUUCCGGACUUGUGAGGGAUUACACAGAGUGGGACUUUCUUCUGACAAAGCCACAUACAGAUCUUUGUAACUAAGAACAACAAACUGAGUUCUGGCAAUGGACGCCAGCGCGAUGUCUGGUUAUAUAUUUUUGGCAGCAGCAGUGUUCCUGUCCUCCAGCGCACUAGUCCUCAAAACGACGACUGAUGAAGUGGAAGUUGGGAGAACGACAAACGUUUCCUUAGAAUGUGUCGACAAUUAUCCCCUACCGGGCAUUUCAGAGGUCAUCAUGGUGAGAAUACUGAAAAAAGACCUUUCUGGAUGGACCAUAACUGCAGAUCUUCGAGUCGACGGAACCAAGGUAUCGGCGAAACGCAAUGACGUCCUCGCUGAAGGCAAGAUCUCCAAAAGGUAUCUGCGGUUAACGUGGCCUGUGGCGACUAACGAUAUUGUUGGCAUGUAUCGAUGUGACGCUAUCAGCCUGACCGCCCAGGCGGGGGUGAGCUGGCAGAAGAGCAUGCCGACUUCCAUCUCCCGGAAGAAGGGGGUCACUCUGCAGAGUCAGGUGGUGGAGGAGAACAAGGAGGAGAACAAGGAGGAGGACCUCCAGCGACAGCGCCCUAAGAAACAGACAAAUAUGGAAGAUGUCACAGAAACUGCGGCGGACAACAAGACAGACUGCGUGCAGCAAGCAGAAGAGGUUCUCCAGAACGUGACAGCCAAGGUGGAGGCUCUCGAGGCCAGCUUUGAGAGCAAGUGGAAGAGCCAGUUACAGGUUCUGAGCCACACGGUAGAGCAGAAGACGAGGCAGUGUCCUGACCAACCACUCUCGCAGAUACGUCAGAUCCUAGAACACAUGGCGAUCAUCAUGGGUCAUGACAAAAAAGAAUUUCUACAACAGAAAGAAGACAUCCUUGAAAAUGUCACGGCCACAGCUGACCUGAGCAUAAGAGAACUUCUGCAACAGAAAGAUGAUAUUCGUGCAAGUAUCUCAGCGACCUUUGAGAAGGAGAGAAAAACAUUUCUACAACAAAAAGAAGACAUUCUUGAAAGUGCCACAGCAACGCAAAGAGAAUUUCAGCAACAGAAAGAUGACAUGCUUGAAAGUAUUAAAGAGACCUUUGAGCAGGAGAAAACAACAUUUCUACAACAAAAAGAAGACAUUCUUGAAAGUGUCACAGCGAAAGUCCAGGCCCUUGAAGCGAGUUUCGACAGCAAGCUGAACGCUAUGAAGAUCCAGCUAAGGCCCGAAUCGUGUGCUGACGUACAGAGUUCAAAACACCGACCCGUGGUCACUCUCAUUAACGGCAUGACUGUUGUCUGCGACACCAAGACUGACAGCGGCGGGUGGAUAGUUAUACAGAGACGGGUUUCGGCCGACGUGGACUUCUAUCGUGGCUGGGCAGACUAUAAGAACGGGUUUGGAGACCUCGCUGGAAACUUCUGGUUUGGUUUGGAGAAAAUCCACCAGCUGACAAAUACGAAGCAAUACGAACUGAGGAUCGAUUUCGCAUUCAACGGAAAAGACAACUUUGCCAUCUACAACAACUUUUUACUGUAUGGAGAAUCUAAAAACUACAAACUUCAAAUAUCCGGGUUUUCUGGUAAUGUAGCAAACGACAUGGCCAUCCACAAUGGGCAAGCUUUCUCAACUAAGGACCGAGACAACGACUCAAGUUCAUCAGUCUGCGCCAAUUAUAAUCACGGAGCUUGGUGGUACAAUAGCUGCCAUUACGUGAAUCUCAAUGGAAAGUGGGGCAUUGCAGGAAGCAUGGGCAUGAACUGGAAGAGUGUCACUGGAUGGACAAAAUCUGUCACCUCUUGCGAAAUGAAAAUUCGACCAUUUGCUUCGUGAAAAAUUGACCAAUAAUUAUCAAUCUUUUUAUUGUGUAUAUAUUUUACUGAAUGUUGGGAUUUUUUCCCCUGCUAAGUUACUUACUUUACUGUAUACUCUUAUCUUACAGUCAAAGAUCUUUCUCUUGUGCCAUAGUCGCCUUGUCUGGCAUUAGAGAGUCAGUGUUGGAAGGAAUAUAUGCUUUUGAUAAUAUGUAUUUCUACUUCUAUUGCUAGGUGUUUAUAAUGGGUGAGUAGUGGUGACAGUUGAUAGGGUACUGCAUUUUUGGGGGUCUUCAUUUCAAUUUCCCUGUCCAAACUUUGGUCCUCUGUAAAUAUGCAUUGCAUCCCCCAAUCUGUUUGAGCAGUGUACAGUCGGUGGUGAUGUUUAGUGGGCUUGAGUUUUUGCUGACUUUCAUUUCUGUCUGUUUUAGCAAUGCCGUUUCUCAUCGUGGUACAGAAAUAUAUGAUUUCGAAGAAAAUGCAAUUUUAAUUCCAAAUUUGUUCUCAGAAAUUGUAAAUCACUGCCUUUCAAACGCAUUUAGAAUCUAUUUGAGACAUAAUGCUUGGUAAAAUGACACAAUAGUGGCUAAACUAAAGGAACGAGUUUUUUAAAUGUUAUUUUAAAGCAAAACCCUCAUUUCAGGUGCCAUCUCUUAGUUAUAAUGCUUACUACAUAGAGAGAAGGAGAUUAGAGAGACAGAUGCUGAGGCAGACAGACAGAAAAAGGUCACGGGAAAAAAUACUGCAAAAUACAAAGACAAAAUAUUCAGAGAGAAUUAGACAGAAAGAGUACAAGUACAAGACAAACAGGAGCUUGCAGACAAUCAGAGAGGGUAACAAAGAUAGGCUACCAGGUAUACGAAGACAUAAUAAUUGGAGUAAAUAUAUUUUAAAAAUGAAACAAAAAUCCAAAGAAUUGAUGACUUAAUACAACA
Molecule: messenger RNA, 2790 nt
Organism: Aplysia californica (California sea hare)
Lineage: Eukaryota; Metazoa; Mollusca; Gastropoda; Aplysiida; Aplysiidae
Product: angiopoietin-2
Exons: 6
Coding region: 138-1874 (578 amino acids)
Source: RefSeq, a predicted model, not a curated record